AUGUAUCGCCAAUCAACAACUCCGGCUCAAAUUAAAUCUCGACAGCUUUCUCAUCUUCAUUCUCAACUUGCACAACUUCAUGCUCAUCUCUCUGACUUGGAGAAUCAUUUUAGAGUUACGGCAAUUCAAGCAGAGGCAAUAAGAAGACUAGGAGGAUUACAAGGGUCUAUGUUUAUGGCAGCUACUAAAAUUUUUGGAGAGGAAAAUUUUGAAAAUACUGGUCAAAGCUAA
Molecule: messenger RNA, 231 nt
Organism: Pneumocystis jirovecii RU7
Lineage: Eukaryota; Fungi; Ascomycota; Pneumocystomycetes; Pneumocystales; Pneumocystaceae
Exons: 2
Coding region: 1-231 (76 amino acids)
Biological process (GO): attachment of spindle microtubules to kinetochore
Cellular component (GO): DASH complex
Source: RefSeq, a predicted model, not a curated record